UUCUUUCUUUUUUCAUUUAUAUCAAAAGGACAAAGGUAUAUUAUCCCAAAUUCAUUUUUUGGGGUUCAAAAUCAUAAUGGAGGAGGAAAACUGUGAAACACACAAGGCUUUUGUGGAUGAGGCCCUCUCUCUUCCCCUCAUCCGAUUUGGUUUGAAAUGCCCACCUCCAAAUGCUCAUCCAUUCUCUCUCCUUCUUCCUAUCUCUCUCUUAUGAAUUGCGGAAGAAUAUGAACCCCACCCGGUUUGUCUUCAUGCCACCUCAUACUUAUAAGCUCUUUGUUGGCGCUUCACUUCAGCUCAUUCGCUAUUUAUCUCUCUAUCCAUUUUAUACUACUCUUCAUGCACUCUGCUGCAUAGUGUUCGGACCCAAGGGAAGCAUUGACAGUCAACUAUUGAAAUGGAGAUAACCAACGUCAGUGAGUAUGAGGCCAUUGCAAAGCAGAAAUUGCCAAAGAUGGUCUUUGACUACUAUGCAUCAGGAGCAGAGGACCAGUGGACUCUGGCUGAAAACAGAAAUGCUUUCUCAAAAAUUCUGUUUCGACCCCGUAUUCUUAUUGAUGUAAGCCACAUAGACAUGACCACUACUGUUUUGGGCUUCAAAAUCUCAAUGCCAAUCAUGAUUGCCCCAACAGCUAUGCAGAAAAUGGCUCAUCCUGAAGGUGAAUAUGCUACCGCUAGAGCAGCAUCAGCAGCGGGAACAAUUAUGACUUUGUCUUCAUGGGCUACUUCAAGUGUUGAAGAGGUUGCUUCAACUGGACCUGGAGUCCGUUUUUUCCAGCUCUAUGUCUACAAGGACAGGCAUGUUGUUGCUCAGCUAGUGAGAAGAGCUGAAAGGGCUGGGUUCAAGGCUAUUGCUCUUACAGUUGAUACUCCAAGGCUGGGUCGCAGAGAAGCUGACAUCAAGAACAGAUUUACUUUACCUCCAUUUCUGACAUUGAAGAACUUUGAAGGUUUGGAUCUUGGAAAGAUGGACGAAGCUGCUGACUCAGGACUUGCUUCAUAUGUUGCUGGUCAAAUCGAUCGUUCUCUUAGCUGGAAGGAUGUGCAGUGGCUUCAGACAAUCACUAAACUGCCUAUUCUAGUGAAGGGUGUUCUCACUGCUGAAGAUGCAAGGCUUGCGGUACAAGCAGGAGCAGCUGGGAUUAUUGUAUCCAAUCAUGGAGCUCGCCAACUUGAUUAUGUCCCUUCGACUAUUAUGGCCCUAGAAGAGGUUGUCAAAGCUGCACAAGGGCGUAUUCCUGUUUUCUUGGAUGGUGGUGUUCGUCGUGGAACAGAUGUCUUUAAAGCAUUAGCACUGGGUGCAUCUGGCAUAUUUAUUGGGCGCCCUGUGGUGUUCUCUUUGGCUGCUGAAGGAGAGGCUGGCAUCAGAAAAGUACUCCAAAUGCUGCGUGAAGAGUUUGAGCUAACCAUGGCAUUAAGUGGAUGCCGUUCACUCAAAGAAAUCACCCGUGACCACAUUGUGACUGAGUGGGACACUCCUCGCCCUCGCCAUUUGCCCAGGUUAUAGAAACAUUCGUGAAUGGUGGUGGAGAAAUGUUUACAAGCACAGAGUUUAUGUGAUCCACAGCCUGCCUUUUCUCUUGAAUUCCUUAUUUCUGCUUUCUGUAAUGAUACUGGAUGGUGAGAUAAUAUUUCAUGGCUACUGCUGCCUUUCACUGUGUAUUCUUUACAUAAAAUCGGAAAUAUAUGGAUGGCCAUAUAAUUAUUGCAACA
Prunus persica (peach) is the source of this 1713-nucleotide messenger RNA. Its product is annotated as peroxisomal (S)-2-hydroxy-acid oxidase GLO1. Gene Ontology annotation, cellular component: peroxisome. The transcript is spliced from 12 exons. Gene Ontology annotation, molecular function: FMN binding; oxidoreductase activity. The coding region runs from base 398 to 1507 and encodes 369 amino acids. The record is from RefSeq and is a predicted model, not a curated record. Lineage: Eukaryota; Viridiplantae; Streptophyta; Magnoliopsida; Rosales; Rosaceae.